This is a messenger RNA of Sordaria macrospora k-hell, 1347 nucleotides long. Lineage: Eukaryota; Fungi; Ascomycota; Sordariomycetes; Sordariales; Sordariaceae. The record is from RefSeq and is a predicted model, not a curated record.
AUGUCGUUGUCCCGCAGCCCCUCUCCCGUCCCCGGUGGAGGCUGGGCGAGUCCAGGCCUUACAAACAACCUCAGCCCGAGCGGUCGAUCGAGUCCUACCAAGGCUUACGCCGGCGGAUCCAACGGGACGCCCGUCAUGUGGGAAAGGCAAAAAAACAUGGGCGGCCCCGCAUACCAGUCCUUCUCGACACAGAAUCAGGGCUUUUUUAGCCGCCACAUGCGCCGGAUAUCCAGUUCGCUGCCCCGGUUCAGGCACGAGAACACCCAUGGCGCAGAAAGAGAGAAGAUUGGGGUCGAAAGUCGAUGGUCCGGCCUGAACAUGCCGCGACUCGGCAGGAUACGAAGCCUCCCGGGGAGGAUGAGCAGGAGGACCAAGAUGCUGAUAGUCUUUGGCCUCUUGUUCCUGCUAGGAUACAUCAUCUUUUAUAGCACUCCCCCCGGUUUCUUCGUCAUCAUUCUGGCGGCCAACGUUGGCGGUGGUGUCAUGGAGUGGAAGGGCGCCAGGGAAUGGGCGAUCGAGAGGGACUCGAUCCGCAACAAGAAGAAAUACGUUGCCAAGUGGGGAUACGAUCUCGAAAUUGUCGACAUGAGCACCAAGAAACGCUAUGCUCACGAAUGGCGCGAGAGCUGGGAGAAGGUCGACUUCGUCCGCUCUACACUGAGAAAGUAUCCCAAGGCAGAAUGGGUUUGGUGGCUCGACCUUAACACCUUCAUCAUGGAGCCAUCGAAGUCUCUGCAGGACCAUAUCUUCGACCACCUUGAGGAUGUCACCUACCGCGAUAUCAACGAGUACAAUCCGCUGAACAUUUCCCACCCCCCGGCCGACCCUUAUCUCGACGAACUCUCGAAAAGCCCGAUUGGAGAUGGCAACCCGAACUCGAUCCACCUCAUGUUGUCGCAGGACUGCUCUGGAUUCAACUUGGGUUCCUUCUUUAUGCGCCGCGGCACCUGGACGGACCAUUUGCUUGACGUUUGGUGGGAUCCUGUUGCUUAUGAACAGAAGCACAUGGAAUGGGAACACAAGGAGCAAGACGCUUUGGAGCAGCUUUACAUUGCGCAACCCUGGAUUCGCAAGAGCACAGCCUUCCUUCCGCAGCGCAUGAUCAACAGUUUCCCUACAGGCGCUUGCUCCGAAAAGGGCACUGAUACGCGCAUCCACUACGACCAGAAGGAUCGGGAUUUCCUAGUCAACAUGGCCGGUUGCGAAUGGGGCCGUGACUGUUGGGGCGAGAUGUACAACUUCCGCGAGUUGAGCUAUUACCUCAACCGGUCAUUGUGGGAACGCUUCAAGGAGGACCUCCUUUGCUGGAUCUGGUUCAAGAUUACCGGCAAGAAGGUCAAGUUUUAA